CUCUCUGCCAAAUCCCAAUUGUUUCUUUAUAAACAUUUGCUUGUUAGUGCUUCUUCUUCGUUCCUCCGUCAUAGACGUUUUCCGGUUACUGCUUCUUUCUAGUUCCUCCUUCAUGGAUGUUUGGUUGUUGGUAAUGGUAGGUGCGGUUUGUUUUACAUCGAAUCCAAAGAUAUAUUGUUUGUAGCAAGAUAAAGUAAAUAUAUAAUUUUGGAUGCGAGCACCGGAGUCUUAGAUUUUCAUAAAGCACUCUUGCUAGGCCGACGUGACAUUGAGAAAAAGAGCUAUAGAAAAUUUUAAUGCAGGAUAGAAGAUAAGCUGAGGCCCAGUGUGGCAUAAGAAAUAGCCCAUCGAAUUAGGGUCGAAUCGGGUGCCAUUGGUCCAUCUGAUAGUCUGAACUCUGAACCUACCUUUCUUUUAAGGCGGGAACAAGCAGGAGUAAAGACAAGGGGACGAGCUCUUGUGCCUGCGUAGAAGUCAUUGACAUGGAAUCGGAAGCUCAAAUUCCGGAAUGGGCAUCAACGCCUUGCAUGAUGGGCAUCGACGAAGCUGGUCGCGGCCCUGUUUUAGGACCGAUGGUUUAUGGAUGCCUUUAUUGUCCGGUUUCAUACAAGGAAACACUUUCCACUUUGGAAUUUGCAGAUUCAAAAACUUUGAAAGAAGAGAAAAGAGAGGAGCUGUUUGAAAGUUUGAAGACUGAUAAAACAAUUGGUUGGGCUGUUGAUGUCAUAGAUCCUAAAGAGCUUUCUGCUAAAAUGUUGCAAAAAAAUAAGAUCAACCUCAAUGAGAUAUCACAUGAGUCUGCCAUGGGCCUUGUUAAAAGGGUGCUGGACAUGGGUUAUCUUCUAACCGAGGUUUAUGUUGAUACAGUAGGAGAUCCUGAAAAGUAUACAGUUAAGCUCUCUGCAAGAUUCCCAUCUGUUAAAUUUGUGGUUGCAAAGAAAGCUGAUAGUCUGUAUCCAGUUGUUAGUGGAGCAAGUAUAGUUGCCAAGGUGACAAGGGAUCGAGCAUUGAGAAAUUGGGUCUUUGAUGAAACUGCUGAAAACAUGCAUAGGGAGUUUGGAUCUGGGUAUCCUGGAGAUCCUGCAACUAAAGAUUGGUUAGAACAUCACAAACAUCCUGUUUUUGGGUUCCCAUCAUUGGUUCGUUUCAGUUGGGGCACAUGUAAUUCCUACCUCAAAGAUGGAGUUGAAGUGUUAUGGGAAGCUGAUAAAGAAGAUGAAGAUGAGUCCUCUAGUAAAUCGGGAAAGCGGCAAAUGAAGCUGAGUAAUUUAGGUUUCACUGGAAUGAAGAGGAAAAGUGAAGAUAUUGAAUCAAGUGGAAAAGGUCGUUGCAAGUUUUUUGAAUCACGCAAACUCGAACGUGUCUCUGGUUUCUAAAUUCUAACAACAAACUUCAUGCAUUGUUCCUUAACUUCACUUUAUCAAUUUCUUUUACCACAUAAACAAAUUCAGAACAGUGGAUAUUAUUGUAUGAUGAUUUGUCACGUGCUGUGUAAUAUGGAUCUUAUCAUUUCAAACGUCAUCUCUCAAAAAUGGUGUCAUUUAAUCUGUGUUUAUGUCUUGAUUUGUGUUCUGAAACUG
Messenger RNA from Lactuca saligna, 1580 nucleotides. The record is from the annotation of a GenBank genome assembly. NCBI's taxonomy places the organism in Eukaryota, Viridiplantae, Streptophyta, Magnoliopsida, Asterales, Asteraceae.